Pseudo-nitzschia multistriata is the source of this 1823-nucleotide messenger RNA. NCBI's taxonomy places the organism in Eukaryota, Bacillariophyta, Bacillariophyceae, Bacillariales, Bacillariaceae. The record is from the annotation of a GenBank genome assembly.
GAUGGCGGUACUACCAAUACAGCACCGCAACCUCUCUCGCUUCUUUUCUCUGGCCUUCUUUUCUCUGUGGGAACUAUCUCAAAUCACAGCAGCAUUCGCUAUGCGUUCUGCAACAUCCAUCUCUGCUGCAGCACGCCAAAGCUGCUGCAACGACAAGGGCGCCAUCCCACUGACCUUCCGAGAGACCAAUGUGGCCCCGUCGUUGGUACCUUCCAACAGCACGGACGGUUCUUCGCCACCCAUACUCUUCCUCCAUGGUUUGGAUUCGUCGGCACAGACAUGGAAGGGCGUCCUCGACAGCCUGCAAGCAGACUACCGGGCGGUGGCACUGGACCAGCGAGGCUGUGGCCGGUCUCCCCUCGGGGAUCCGACCGAGUUCUCCCCCGGUGCGCUCGUGGAGGACAUUUACGCAUUUCUGGGUACGCAUCCCUAUUUUCGUGCCCCGGUCGAACCCGGCGGCGGCGACGAAAAUCCGGCACCACCAACCAUUCGCCCCUUUGUGUUGGUGGGACAUUCCAUGGGAGGAAGGGUCGCCAUGUCCUUUGCGGCGACCCAUCCCGAACUGGUUCUGGCGCUGGUCGUAGAGGACAUGGACAUCCGGAGCCGCCCCUUGUCCGAGAGCCGCGUCCAGUCGAAGGACCAUGCGUCUACCCUGUCUUUUGAUCGAGCCCUGGGACGACGGGGGAUCCAAACGAAGGASGAAAUCCUAAAACUCUUUUGCGAGAGAGAGGGAUAUCCUUCUUCGCAGGUGGAAAAAUGGCUCACCCCGCAAGACGAGCGGAUCGAGGGGGUGGGUACCGGGGAGUGCUACAGCCAGGUCCACCCGGCCUUUCGKCUGCUGUGCUACCAGCAGUUUUUCGAGACGGACCACGGGAAGGUUGUCUGGGAGGCGCUGGCGGGGGCCGGAGGGGGUGCUUCUUCCCCGUUUCCGAUCCACCUCUUGGUCGCCGAUCCCACCGCGACCAUAUGCGACGACGCCAGCCUCGCGGCCAUGGCCACCGCGAUGGGGACGACGGUGGCCGAUGCGGACGCGCCUGUGCUUUCGCCGCCGUCUCGACGGCUGGCCAUCCGUCGCUACCGGGGUGCGACGCACAGCAUACACAAUUCCAGGCCGGACGAGUUUUUGACCGAUCUAAGAGCCAUCGUCGAAAGGGCCGCCACCCGCCGCUCCGAAGCAUAAAUCGCCGAAACGAAAAGCCGAGCCACGGCUGCUAGCAAGAUGCUAGCGUGUAGUAUUUUAGUGCAGCAGGAUUUUCUUCGUGUGAUGGGUAACCUUGUGAUUGGUGUAAGCUCAUGUAUACCGAUGUCCUUGUCAAAAUUGUUGCGGGUGUAAUCGGAUCCGGAUCUCGUAUUCGUGCUGGAUCAAUCAUCGUUACCAGAAGAAUAUCCAACAACGAAGUACGUACUGUGGAAGGUGGAUAAGUGGUGACGUGCAGUGUUCAACAUGCCAUGCUGUAUUCGUGCAUUCCACCAUUCCUUUCUUGAUUGAUUCUAGUUGCUACAGGUACUUUUAAGUUCGUUACAACCGUUUUGUAGCUCUUGUAAAUGCUAUGCACCAACGGAAAGGAAUGCCAAUUCCACAGCAGGACCAUAUCGGAGUAUGAUUUGUUUGGUAGUUUGACAGUAUAUAAGCAUAUGACGUAUCACAAAGUUAUGGUGGCACUACCACCAUGAUAAGUGUGAACACCCAUAGCUGAGAGAAGUUACCGACAAAAACCCAGAACUUGUGCGCCCACACGAAUGCAACAUAGGAGUAUUGACGGCCAAGAACGAAUUUUCUUGCUGACAGGUUUUACAGUUACAACUAAAAAAAGUAGAGUGUC